CGCAAGGUUGGUGCACCUGAUGAAUCUUUGUUUGCGCUUUGUUUUCCUUGUUCGGUUAUCUCGUAACCGCACGUUUUCGUUAAUAAAUCUUCCGCAAGGCCUAGUCGACUAUAUUAGCGUGCGGAAUCCUUUGUUUACCCCAUUUCACGCGUUUUCGGCCACGAUCGCGUCUAAAGAGGUCACCCGUCAUGCGCACCGCCGCCCCCGGAACGGGAAGUGGGAAAGGGAAAUUGACACUGACAUUGGCCUAGUUGCUUUAAUUUUUUUAAGUUGCCUGCAUUUAAGUGCAGCCUGCAACCAGGAAAACCUCAGUCGAGCCCGAGACGUCGAGCUGGUUGCAUACCGCGCCGAGAUGACUUCGACCAAAGGUUUUAAAGUAACCGACGCCGAUCGAAAAUCGCGCGUGGGAAUCGCAGCCAAGACCCUCGACGACCUAAAACGAAAAACGAUCGAAAAAUUCAAGCUCAAGCAAUCCCCCGACGAGAUUUUUUUCCAGACGCAAGACGGCACUCUGGUGGAGAACGACGAGUAUUUCCAGACCUUGCACGCACAGACGCUCCUCGUGUGGGUGAAGAAAGGCGAGACCGCCUUGACCGACGCGGAGAUGCUGUACAAGACGAUUCGAGAAGUCAACGACGAGUACCUGACGGCCGGCGAAAAAGUGCAAGAGUUCUUCACCGAGAAGAUGAAGAGCAAGGUGUUCAAGCUCGCGGAGGUGUUGCGUGGGAUCGACGGCGACAAGGCCAAACACAGUCUCAAGUGUGAUCACCCGGAGUGGUUUGAAGGCCUUGACACCAAUGCAAAAACCAAAGAGGACUAUAUGUUUAGGAGGGCGCAGGACCGGAUUCGAACCUAUUACUACAAAAGCCGAGAAGAACUGUUGAAGGACGCCUCGAUUCCGAAGCAGCGCCUAAACGACCUCGUCUUGGAACUCCACAACAGGCUAAAAUUGUCCAAAUUCAACGGGUGUUAUUUCGAUCGGAGCGAUAAGAAGAGUUUGUGCGAUAAAGGGGGGGAGUUUACGUGUCAGGGGCGGUGGGACAAAGAGGUGUGUUUGUACAGUCCUAAGCACAAGAUUAAUCCGUACGCGAGCAGGGAGGGGCGGAUCGUGUUUCAGACGUGGAAUUUAGACCAUGUGGUGGAGCGGUCUAGGUCGGUGCUGCCCGAAGUGGGUAGGGCGCUCAAAGAGGCGGAGCGCACCAUCACGAAGGGCGGGGGCGAGGCGGCGCUGGACGUCAAAGCUAUAUAUAGUGAUCUUUUUACCGUGGGUAACUUAAAGUUCGUGCACAUUGUGUGCCACGACAAGGGCGCCCAUAGUAAGAAAAAGGCAGGUCCGUAUUUGCUCUAUUGAGAGGAGGAGGAGUAAGCACUGCAGACGCUUACUCAUCGACGCAAACAUUGAUUCCUACACGUUUGACCUCAAAUCGAAUCCCGUAUUAGCAAAGUUAUUUUUUUAAAUAGAGGGAAAUACGGAUCACUACUUAGAAAAUAUACAUAUAUAUACAUACCACGAUAAGUACUGUAGUUAUUAAGUAUUGUAUAUUUACGGACCCAUUGGCAGAAAAUGUGUAGAUUUAGGACCGUUAGCUGACCUAACGCUUCGUAUUAUCAAAGAGUUAGUUACCUAGAUUGUAUAUUUGGUCGUUUUAGUUGCUACUAUUUUAGUCUUUCCGUAUUGAUUGUCGAAGACUGAUGUUUUAAAAAAUUGAAGAGCUUAUACACUCACUGAACUGAACUCGGGCGUGUCGUAAAGUCUUUAUUUUUCUAAAUAUAUCACAGAGGAGAGUAGGGUAACGCGGUAGCGUAGUUUUCCGUUGGUUAAUUCCAAAAUGCUUCAUCAAGUUACAAUGUGAUUACGCUAUACAAUAAAAAAAUAACAAUAUAUGAAGUAGUGGCUUUAGCAGUAGAGGGUAGAAGUUGUGCUUCAGAUGCAAUAAUAAGUAGACGGGGAUUGUUGGUUGGUUGCUAUUAAUAAAGUCAAACAAGGCUGUGCCGGGAUCGCUCAAAUCCCCUUGUAGUAGUACUAUUAUUAUUAUAGGAGUAGGUAGUCGUAUACUAGUAUACUACCAUAUCAACUAUUAUGAAAAUAAUAAUCACGACUGACUGUUGACUGCCAUAUUGUCUCCCUUCACGUCGUAACCUAUGUAUAAGUUGCGAAAUAAAUGUUUACGACACA
Zophobas morio is the source of this 2176-nucleotide messenger RNA. RefSeq names its product DNA fragmentation factor subunit beta (gene Drep4). The coding region runs from base 20 to 1351 and encodes 443 amino acids. The transcript has 4 exons. Gene Ontology annotation, cellular component: cytoplasm; nucleus. The record is from RefSeq and is a predicted model, not a curated record. Gene Ontology annotation, molecular function: DNA endonuclease activity. Lineage: Eukaryota; Metazoa; Arthropoda; Insecta; Coleoptera; Tenebrionidae. Gene Ontology annotation, biological process: apoptotic DNA fragmentation; apoptotic process.